This is a messenger RNA of Fusarium pseudograminearum CS3096, 678 nucleotides long. RefSeq lists its product as uncharacterized. The record is from RefSeq and is a predicted model, not a curated record. NCBI's taxonomy places the organism in Eukaryota, Fungi, Ascomycota, Sordariomycetes, Hypocreales, Nectriaceae. The transcript is spliced from 2 exons. Bases 1 to 678 code for a protein of 225 amino acids. Gene Ontology annotation, biological process: mitochondrial respiratory chain complex I assembly. Gene Ontology annotation, cellular component: mitochondrial inner membrane.
AUGGCAUCGCGAAGCCUCAUCCCAUCGUGUAGCGCGCAUCGUGCCGUGCGCCAGGCCUUUACCCAGGCCCCUCGUUCAUCGAUUACAGCUUUCAGAACCACGGCCGCGCCAGCCCUGUCUCCUCUACAGGCCUCCCCUCGAAACCAGCGACUCUUUCACGCAAUCCCGAGCCGAAGAAAGGACCAACAACCGCCAGCGCAACCUCCACCAACCAACUUUAGCGACCUUGACGUGCUUGGAAACACCCCAGCGCCCUCGACCUCGGUCGACGUGUGCAUGUACGAUGGGUUUGGACUGAACAGCGGCCUUACAAUUACAGGUGGCAAUGGUGUCCUGUUAAUUGACGGAGAGGUUUUCCACUGGCGACCAUGGGAGGCCAAGGGUUCUAUGAACCUCAUCAACAAGAAGGGCCAAUUCGAGCUCCCACCUAGUGCAUUUGCGCUCUUUGACCUACUAUGGCCUCGACCUGAUCUUCUAAUUAUUGGAGUUGGACCAUCGAAUGUGCCAUUAGCUCCUGAAACGAGGCGAGCUAUAUCCGAACUUGGCAUGCGAAUCGAACUUCUAGAUACAAGGAAUGCGGCUGCCCAAUUCAAUCUGCUGGCUACAGAGCGAGGUGUAGCAAACGUAGCGGCCGCUCUAAUACCCAUUGGAUGGAAGGAUGGUGUUGGAGCGAAAUAA